Molecule: messenger RNA, 594 nt
Organism: Cydia splendana
Lineage: Eukaryota; Metazoa; Arthropoda; Insecta; Lepidoptera; Tortricidae
Exons: 2
Coding region: 1-594 (197 amino acids)
Source: RefSeq, a predicted model, not a curated record
AUGGAGUGCGAUAGAUCCUUACCCUUUCUGGAUGUAAAGUUAAGAGUGAAACCAGAUGGAACCCUGGCACACUCCGUGUACAGGAAGCCCACACACACUGACAGGUACCUACAAGCAUCUUCCCACCAUCAUCCGAGGCAUCUACAAUCCGUGGUCACAUCUCUGGUUAACAGAGCACGAGACUUAUGUGACGCGGAACACAUAGAUAAUGAGUUAGCCCAUGUUCAGGAAGCGCUAAGGAAAAAUGGGUACUUGCAGAAAAUCCCACGCACGACUAGAAAAAAAGAAAGACAUCCGGAGGUUAGUAGGCAACCAGCCUUUUUGCCGUAUGUGAAAGGGAUAACGGACAAAGUUGGAUCAGUACUGAAGAAAUUCUCCAUUAAGACUGUAUACACGCCGUUAUCUAAAGUAGCAAGUCUUUUACGCAGCCCAAAGGAUGUCAUUCCGUACCAGAAUCCGGGUGUCUACAAGAUAGAAUGCAGUUGUGGAAGUGCGUACAUUGGCCAAACUAAGCGCAGCGUUCAAGAGAGGGUGAAGGAACACAUAGCAGCUGUUAAAAAUCGCCAUAUUCACACCGCCAAAUCUCCAGAAUAG